Messenger RNA from Seriola dumerili (greater amberjack), 1052 nucleotides. Its product is annotated as myoD family inhibitor domain-containing protein-like. The transcript has 4 exons. Lineage: Eukaryota; Metazoa; Chordata; Actinopteri; Carangiformes; Carangidae. The record is from RefSeq and is a predicted model, not a curated record. The coding region runs from base 124 to 789 and encodes 221 amino acids.
CCGGCAUGUUGGGUGUUGCUGGAGGUUUCCUGACCUUUUGCUGUGGACAGAAGCAGGAGGAUGAAGAAGGUGACUGGGUGAACAAAGUGUAACGGAGAUCCUGAGCAGUCAUGAGUGUCAGACAUGUUACCUGGAGACCAUUUACCUGUGGACGAGAAGGAAGACGAGAGCAACCAGACUAAAGGUGGUGCGUCUUUUAAAUCGCCACAGGAAAUCCCUUCAGCACGUGACCCUGUUAGCAGAGGAAAUGCCAUCCCCACUGAGCUCAUCAGCACCCAGCCUCUGCCUGCCUCACAGGAGGCACCAGGGCUGAGGAGGCCUCAGUGUGACCCCCAGAAGCCUACAUGCCCACGAUGUGACCUCACGGUCCCAGACCCUCCUCCCGCUCUUCCCCCCAGCCUGAGCCGAGUGCAGGGCUCCAGCUCGUUGGUGCACAGCAGCAGCAGCAGCGGCAGGAGGAGGAACAGGAGCAGGGACAGCGUGGCUAGCUCACAUCAACCUGCAGCUACACUAAGUGACACCUGUUUUAACCUGCUGCUGGCGUGCCUGUCGUGCGAGCUUUCCCUGCUGCCCCUGGGUCUGCUGGAGGCCUGCUACUCCUGUCUCCACCCCAUCUGCUCCUCCUGCUGCCACGCCUGCGCCCGCUGCUGCUCGGCCAUUCAGGAGGCGCCCGUGGAGGAAUUCAACUGCCACGCCCACUGCCACUCGGUCCUGUUCGAGUCCUGCUGCGAGCCAAUCGACUUUCUCGAGUUUUGCCUGGAGUGCUGCGAGAUCUGCCACCACAGUUAGGAAGCAGCUGGACCGCCUUGCCCGAGGACUCAUUUUCAAGACACGUGUGGAGAUGAUGAUGAUGAUGUUGCUUGUGUGAAGGUGUGAACAGCACAAACUACCAUUCUAUGUGAUCACCAAGGUUUCUACUCAUUAUUUUUACACUAUUUGCUGCUAAAAUAAUAAUAACUCCAACUCACAUGAUUAAGAGGAGAUUUGACUUCAAGGCUUCUCACUCUUCUUCAGUGAGGGCAAUAUUGCUUAUGUGCCAGAUGAAGCGCUAA